AAUUCCAUCUUAUGCACAUGAGAAUAAAACACCUAGCAGCAUUCUGGGGUUCAGUAUAAAAGAAAAUGUCUCUAAUAAAACUAUCAUGCUGUCCUCCUAUAUUGGCACUAUUUGUACUGAUUGGAGCCGAAAAUGCUAAUGAAUAUUACGCAACCGAGUUGUCAAGAUGCAUCUACACCUCUCAUGAUCUAAGUGAUAUGGUGUUUAUUGACAACUACUAUUUUAAUAAACAUCUAGUCACACAGUUCAACAGCACUCUGGGGAAAUUUGUAGGGUUUACGGAGUAUGGAAUAAAAAAUGCAGAAAUCUGGAACAAUAGUUCCUUGCUGCAAAAAGAGAUAUCUAAUGUUGAUUCUGAAUGCAGAUUUUACAUUAAAACCAGAGACAAAGCCGUCCGUGAUAAAGCAGUGAAGCCAACAGUUGUGCUCAGUUCAGUAACACAGGCGAAUGGAAGACAUCCAGCUAUGUUAAUCUGCAGUGCGUAUGAAUUUUAUCCUCGACACAUCAAAGUGUCCUGGCUAAAAGGCGGUAAAUCGGUGACCUCUGAAGUGACCUCCACUAUGGAGAUGGCUGAUGGUGACUGGUAUUACCAGAUCCACUCUGAGCUGGAGUACACACCCGGACCUGGAGAGAAGAUCUCCUGUUUGGUUGAGCACGCCAGCUCCAGUGAACCCAUGAUUUAUGACUGGGAUCCAUCUCUUCCUGAAUCUGAGAGGAAUAAAAUCGCUGUUGGGGCAUCUGGUUUGGUGAUGGGAUUCAUAAUAGCGGCUGUUGGAAUCUUAUACUACAGAAAAAAAUCAACAGGAAUGAUUCCCAUACCUCAUUAAGUGUGUUCAUGUCCUGCUGAGAAGUUUGUAUAUAUGUUUAUAUGUAUACUUUGGUUUGGGGCAAGAUGCUGAUGUAUCUUCUACAAAAUGAUGAAUGCCUAUCUUUAAGGAAUGCCUAAAUUUAAUUAAUAUAUACUGAUUUUUUAUCAGGACAGACACUGCAUCCACUGGAUCUAUGGACGUGUUUCAUCAGACAUAACUCAAACUGACUAAUAUUUACAACUUUCAUAGAACUUGUAAAUACAAAUAUUUCAAAAUGAAUAUUUCUGCACAUGACUUAAUUUUAUCACCUGUUAUUAGAUUAUUCCUAAUUUAGUAUUUUUGUGUAAUUAUAACCUUCUGUUUUAGUUGCUAUUGUUACAUUAUUAUCUAUAUUUAACAGUUAUUUUUAAUCCUUGUCCUGGGUACAAGUCCCUUUACACAUUUUGCAUUUUCCAUUAAGAAACCUUAUUCAAAUGACCAGACUAUUAGACAAGGAUUACAUGAACUCAGCUCAGUAUAAUAGAAUAAAAUAAAUAAAUAAAUAA
Molecule: messenger RNA, 1354 nt
Organism: Danio rerio (zebrafish)
Lineage: Eukaryota; Metazoa; Chordata; Actinopteri; Cypriniformes; Danionidae
Source: RefSeq, a predicted model, not a curated record